UAUAUUGCCAUUGUUGCUUUUGCUUCCACUACUAUCUCCACUCUCUCUCUGUCUUUUUUUAUAGUUUUUGUCACAAUGCAAUAAUUCUUAUAAACAGACAACCACUCACCGCUAAUAUCUUAGCUUUUUUCACACUUUGGUGGGAACAAAAGCUACAAAUUCUAUACAUUAAAAACUGCAUUCAUAAAGUAGUCUUUUUAUCUAUAAUAGCUAUCCAUUCUCAACCCUUACCCAAUCUCAUUCCAAGAUCUUGAGGGUGAGAAAAAAUAUCCAACCAUGGAGUUCUCGUUUCACAGAUCUUUCCCUGUGGUUCUGUUAGUUCUGUUAUUGGGUUUCAGCGAUGCGUCUUCUUCCUUGAAGAGCACUUAUAUAGUGCACAUGGCAAAAUCUGAAAUGCCAGAGAGUUACGAGCAUCAUACUUUAUGGUAUGAAUCGUCUUUACAAUCUGUGUCUGAGUCAGCUGAAAUGAUGUAUACAUACGAAAACGCGGUUCAUGGAUUCUCAACCAGAUUAACCGCUGAAGAAGCUCGUUUGCUUGAGAGCCAAGCGGGGAUUCUCGCGGUGUUGCCUGAAGUGAAAUAUGAGCUUCACACAACGAGGACUCCUCAGUUUCUUGGCCUUGAUAAAAGCGCUGAGAUGUUUCCAGAAUCAAGUUCAGCAAGCGAGGUUGUUGUUGGUGUUUUAGAUACCGGUGUUUGGCCUGAAAGCAAAAGCUACGACGACACUGGGUUUGGACCUAUACCCACAACAUGGAAAGGCGCGUGUGAAACAGGUACGAAUUUCACAGCUUCAAACUGCAAUAAAAAACUGAUCGGAGCAAGAUUUUUCUCCAAGGGAGUUGAAGCCAUGUUAGGCCCUAUCGAUGAAACCACAGAGUCGAAAUCUCCUAGAGACGAUGAUGGACAUGGUACACACACUUCAACAACAGCAGCAGGUUCGGUUGUUACCGGUGCUAGCCUCUUCGGUUAUGCUGCAGGGACGGCGCGUGGGAUGGCCACACGCGCUAGAAUCGCUGCAUACAAGGUUUGUUGGAAAGGUGGUUGUUUUAGCUCCGACAUUUUAGCUGCUAUCGAUAAAGCUAUCUCGGAUGGUGUUAAUGUUUUGUCUCUUUCUCUCGGUGGUGGAAUGUCUGAUUAUUUUAGAGACAGUGUAGCUAUUGGUUCUUUUUCGGCAAUGGAGAAAGGGAUUUUAAUCUCUUGCUCCGCUGGGAAUGCGGGUCCAAGUGCUUAUUCUCUAUCCAAUGUAGCUCCAUGGAUUACUACCGUGGGUGCUGGUACACUGGAUCGUGACUUCCCUGCGUUAGUUAGUCUUGGUAACGGACUCAACUAUUCCGGUGUUUCUCUCUAUCGAGGAAACGCUUUGCCGGAUUCUCCUUUACCGUUGAUUUACGCAGGGAAUGCUACUAAUGCCACAAACGGGAAUUUGUGUAUGACGGGAACUUUAUCACCGGAGUUGGUUGCUGGGAAGAUUGUUUUCUGUGACCGUGGGAUGAAUGCUAGGGUUCAGAAAGGAGCUGUGGUGAAAGCCGCCGGAGGAUUAGGUAUGGUUCUGGCCAACACCGCCGCAAACGGCGAGGAGCUAGUCGCUGACACACAUCUAUUACCAGCCACGGCGGUUGGUGAGAAAGCUGGCAAUGCAAUCAAGAAGUAUUUAUUCACCGAAGCAAAACCGACGGUGAAGAUCGUUUUCGAAGGAACCAAAGUGAAUGUUCAGCCAUCUCCGGUGGUGGCAGCGUUUAGUUCACGAGGACCUAACUCAAUCACUUCACAGAUCUUGAAACCUGAUCUUAUCGCGCCAGGUGUCAACAUCUUAGCUGGGUGGUCAAAAGCAGUGGGACCCACCGGUUUACCCGUUGAUGAGAGGCGCGUUGAUUUUAACAUUAUCUCUGGUACUUCCAUGUCCUGUCCCCAUGUGAGUGGUUUAGCCGCUUUGAUUAAGUCGGCUCAUCCUGAAUGGAGCCCAGCCGCUGUUAGAUCGGCUCUCAUGACAACGGCUUACUCGGCUUACAAGGACGGUAAAAAAUUACAAGACAGUGCAACUGGAAAACCCUCCACACCGUUUGAUCAUGGUUCUGGACACGUGGAUCCUAUCGCUGCUCUUAAUCCAGGACUAGUUUAUGAUUUAACGGUGGAUGAUUACUUAGGUUUUCUCUGUGCGUUAAACUACACAGCUACUCAAAUCACUUCUUUGGCAAAGAGAAAAUUCGAGUGUGACGCGGGUAAAAAAUACAGUGUGAAUGAUCUUAAUUAUCCAUCAUUUGCGGUUGUUUUCGACACCAUGGGUGGGGCCAACGUAGUUAAACACACGAGAAUCCUCACCAACGUGGGACCCGCGGGAACUUACAAGGCUUUAUUAACGUCAGAUUCAAAAACCGUGAAAAUAACCGUUGAACCGGAGGAGUUAAGUUUUAAGGAGAAUGAGAAGAAACCUUAUACGGUGACGUUUACGUCGUUGGGUUCUACACCGCAAAAGGUGAAUGGAUUUGGACGGUUAGAAUGGAGUAAUGCGAAGAACGUGGUUGGAAGCCCAAUCUCGAUUAGUUGGGGUUGAUUUGAUGAUUGUAAAACAAUAAAGGUUUUUAGUAGUAGGUUGAUUAAAGGUUCAUCACUCACUCGAAGAGGGGUGUAUCUUUAUUGGCUAUUUAAUAUGUAUUUUUAAUUUUAUUAAAUAUAUAUUUGAAUUUGCAAACAAAGAUGUCGUGUUUAUUUAGCUGGAGAUUAAUGAUAGCAGAUACUGGGUCAUGUGUUUGGUUAGGUGGGUGGAUCUGUUUGUUCCCUGGGUGAAAGAGUGAGGGGAAAAUGAAGUUCUCCUUUUUUUUUAUUUCUUCUGGUGUACAGCAUUCUAAUCUUUCAACAAUAUAUGACCGUUCUGGCUA
Molecule: messenger RNA, 2875 nt
Organism: Vicia villosa (hairy vetch)
Lineage: Eukaryota; Viridiplantae; Streptophyta; Magnoliopsida; Fabales; Fabaceae
Product: subtilisin-like protease SBT1.7
Exons: 1
Coding region: 277-2550 (757 amino acids)
Biological process (GO): proteolysis
Molecular function (GO): serine-type endopeptidase activity
Source: RefSeq, a predicted model, not a curated record